Messenger RNA from Cyclocybe aegerita, 1761 nucleotides. The record is from the annotation of a GenBank genome assembly. Lineage: Eukaryota; Fungi; Basidiomycota; Agaricomycetes; Agaricales; Hemipholiotaceae.
AUGAGGAUCUCAAGUCUCGGUCUCUGCGUGCUUUUGCCUGUUGUUACUGCAUAUUCCAACCAAGUGCCACUUGGUGAAUAUCUCCCAGAAACGACGCAAUCACCAGACUACUACCAGUUCAAAUGGCCCAUCCGGAGAGUCGCUAUCAUUGGUGCGGGCGUUGGAGGUCUCAUCGCGUAUCGCGAGCUCACUGAGACGGGAUACGACGUACACUUGUAUGAACGUGAUGAUUCGCCUGGCGGAAACUGGCACUACUCAGAAGAAACACCCGUCGACACCCCAAUCCCGAGCGUUGAUGUUACGAUUGGCGAUUAUGUGCCGUCGCUCCCGCCAAGAGGUGCUGCCCUUCCGUAUGUUGAGGAGUACGACGACCCUGUGGAGAAUGAAAGCCGAAAGCGAGCUCAUCGAGCACCGAAGCCUAUCUGGGAUAGUUUGACUUCUAACGCUCCUGCGCCUGUCCAACAAAUCCGCGAGCUCCCUUGGCCUGCUGGAACGCCUUGGGCUCUUCCUAACCGCAAAUUACAGCGAUAUCUGCGCGCUUUUGCUUCGUGGCAUGGCCUGAACAAUAACGACAACAAUCCGAAUGUCUCGUAUAACACACGCGUCGAGUUGAUAGAGAAGCGCUACGAUGCCGACGGCAAGGAGGCAGGUUGGUCGCUGACCCUCAAGGAGCUUAUAAGCACCAAUAACAACAAGCUCCGGGCGACUUGGGUUAACGAGGACUUUGACGCCGUCGUGAUCGCUACUGGACGAUACAAUGCUCCGAACGUGCCCAAGAUACCGGGUCUGAAGGAAUUGGCAGAACGUUUUCCUGAGUAUCUCGUUCAUUCUCGCCAAUACCGUGUACCAGAACCGUACCAAGAUCAGACUGUCCUCAUUGUCGGAGCAGGAACGAGCGGUGGCGAGAUUGCUCGCGACAUUAUCAAGCAUGCGAAGAAGGUGUACCAAUCGAUCCGUCCGGAGACUUUCCCAAUUCCUGAACGCCCUCAAGGCAUAUUCCUGAGUCGUAUCCCUCACAAUGUCAGCAUUGUUGGAGAGAUCAAACAGUUUAUCACGAAGGGUUCGCAGCUCAGUGAAGGCCUCGUUGAGCUUUCGAAUGGCACCGUUCUUACUGGAAUAGAUCGAAUAAUCUUCGCGACCGGUUAUCGCUACACAUACCCCUUCCUACCUCAAUACCAUAACUCGUCCCUUGGAAUAAAUGACCACGCCGCGCCGGGUGAAGCCCAACCAAUCGUGACCGAUGGUACCCACCUGCGCUCUCUAUAUCUCGACGCGUUCUACAUCCCCGAUCCCACUCUCACGUUUAUCAACGCUAAUUUUGGGAUGCAAUCCUUCACCUACGCCGAGUUUCUGUCCUUGGCCAUCGCGAAGAUUUGGAGCGGCAAGGCCGACUUCCCAUCUACGGCCACGCUCUGGAAGAAGUACGCCGAGGUGUACAAGGAGCGGAGAGGAUAUGGCCGGCACUUCCAAUUUCUAGGUGCUGUGAGGACGCGGGAAGGCCUUCGUUUCUUCCAAGGCUGGCUCAACGACGCCGCUGUCAAGUAUGGCGGUAAACAGAUCGACGGUCUACCCAAAGACACCGCCGAAGUCAGUGCUGUAUGGAUUAGAGCACGUUUUGGCGCCAAUGGUAACUACGGCAUAAAUGCCGUUGACGUUGGGCGCCUCUCCGCAGCCGGCUUCAAUACGACCGGCUUCGAGGACGUUUCGAUUGAUGGGACGGAAAGUUGGGCACAGGAUCUCGUGUACAAUGACUACUGGUAG